This is a messenger RNA of Symbiodinium sp. CCMP2456, 1680 nucleotides long. The record is from the annotation of a GenBank genome assembly. NCBI's taxonomy places the organism in Eukaryota, Dinophyceae, Suessiales, Symbiodiniaceae.
AUGGAUGUGAUCUCUAUCUCUCCCUCUCUCUCUUCGUAUUCAUUCCGGCUGGGAGCGUUUCUGCCAGCAUGGAGGCCACCGGAUGACAGUCGUGCCCGAAAGCUGUCCCUUGGACCAGCGCCGCCACGGAGGACGCUUUCAUCCUCAGGCAGCUUCGAUCUCAGUUCACCGAAAGCCAUGGAGGCUGGCGCUGGCUUCAGCAGCAUGAGCAGCCAGUGGGCAGCGACAGCCCAGCUCUUCGAUUCCAGUUUGCAGAAUAGCCUUUGCUUGACACCGUCCUCAUGUGCGAGCACGACGCGAACAGCUCCCUUCAGAACGCCAACACCACCACCUCGCACUCGGGCCGGGGCCAUGAAAGGGGACGGCAACAGCAGUGACUACUCAGACGACUUUGAAGCACCGGCUCCUCGGCCGCCACCUGGGUCUCCAGUGCCGCCAGCAGGUCCAACCCCACAUGCACCUCGCCCACCUGGCCCGCCUGGCCCUCCCACGGCCACGGGCGUGGCUCCGCCAACCUCUUCACCUUCACUUGCUCCUGCGCUGCCGGCACCAGCACCAAGCAGCCAACUUCCAUCGAUGCCUCCACCCCUGCCACCAGGCGCACCCACUGUGCCGGCUGCUCCCACGCCUGCGAAGCCCACGCCACCGACCGCAUCACCUGCACCACCCGCAAGUGUGCCUCAAGCACCCCUGCCACCCAGCAUGCCAGCUGCACCCCUCCCGCCUGCAGCACCUGCAGCACCUGCAGCACCUGCGGCACCUGCGGCGCCUGUGCCGCCGAUACCUCCAUCGUUACCAUUCGGCACGUACUCGGGCGAAGCAACACGGGAUGAUGAGAGCUUACUGCGAAUCCUGGGCGAGGUCAGCCCACCACCACCGCCGACGGGUCGAUCUCCCACGGCUUCCAGGAGCCCAGGCCGCCGCUCUCGAAAGAGCCCGAGUCGCAAAGGCGAAUCACCUCAGGAAACCACCAAAGUGCACGUGGUUGUUCAGCACCUUGCAGAACUCUGUGAGCCCAUCAGCAUGGCGCUUUGCUUGUCGGACUUCAUCCUGGAGAAGGACGUCAAAGUGGCUGGAGUUCAUCUCCGAAGGGGCAUGCGUUUGGUUCCAUGGGAGGGAUUGGAAAGAUGCCAGUCCUACGCAAGCCUUCUCCACAGCCUGGAGCAGUCAACGCAGCUGACCUUCGAGUGGCCGCAGGUCACGCCGCCUGCACCCGACCUCAUGUUCGUCUCCUACGAGUGGAUAUGUCCACAAUUCCUGGAGCGAGGGUUCGAUGUCCCGCAAGCACUGCGGGCUUUGCCAACACUGAUCCAGGUGCCGGAGGCUUCCAGCGCGGUCGCGCUCCUUCGCCGUGUCAUACCUGGCAUAGAGGACUUCAUCGACGGGCCACCUCGGAAUCUCUGGCAGCUAUCUGGCAUGGACAGAGUUCCUCAGAAGCUGCGAGAGCAUAUCCUGAAAGACUUCACCGACUGGGGUUUUCCUACCAGAUCUUCUGCAGGUGAGACCUGCCGCUUGCUGGCCACGCACUUGCACCGGCCCUUCGACCUGUCGCCUCUCCUGGACGUGGGUUCUUUGGCCAGGUGUCCAGACAGUGCCGCCGGUGUGCUCUUGCGCCGAGAAGCUGGCCGCUUUAUCCCUUUGCGUGAAGCAGCUGAGCAUCUCGGAGCUUGGGGAUCUUAA